AUGAGCACCUCAAGUGGAAACUCACAUGACAAUAUGGAGUUACAGCAACCAGUUUGUAUGCCCGAUGAAAACUCGGGUUUAUUUAGAGUGUUAAAUAAUGUUCCACUAGCUUCUAACAACGAAACAACCAAAGAACAGCAAAUAGUUUAUUAUACUGUUCCAGCAAACAUACAACCGAUUAAUUCCAAUCAGCCAUACGUUUGCUUGCAACAAUUGCCAAAUAGUCAAAUGGCCAAUCAAUAUCCACCAACCAGCCUAUUCGUUCAUCAUCAACCUCAACAACAACAACAAUUAUCACUAAAUAACAACGUGGCACAUGGUGGGGCACAACAACCAAUGUUACAUUCCAACAUGUUUCAACAACAAGCCUUUUUAUCCACAUGUCAACCAGCUUUUAAUAUUAUGGAGAUGCCUUCAUCAUCAAUGAGUAAUCCAACAGUAUCCUCUACGCCAAUAUCAGCUAGUGCCAAGAGAGGGCGCAAUGACACCAGUGGUAUCUCAGAAUCGAAUAUUCAAGUUAGACCUCAAUAUCCACAGAUUACUCGAGUUCUCAACACGAACAAUACUUCUAUUAAACGUCAUCGCGUUCUAGGUGAAGUUGGACAUGUUGAUUUAUCUCUAGUAGGUGCUGCAUUAUCCAACUACGAUGUUUUUUAUCAAGCAGGUGAAAAUGCGCAUGGUGGAGUGCUGGUGUUGAUACGUAAAGAUAUUCAUGUUACAAGAGUCUCCUGCUCACUGCCAAACAUUUGCGUAAUCGACAUUUUCUUAAGUGAAAUAAUCAGACUGAUUGCAAUCUACGCCCCAGCAAGUAAAACUUGGAAUUGGACCGAUCUUACGACCGUAAUUACCAACCGUUGUAUGAUCAUGGGGGAUUUUAAUAUUGAUAUUGAACGUGAUGGUGACAAAGCGGAUCGAUUACUCGAAUGGUUGGACUCUUGUUGUCUCAGGCCUGUGGUUCCGGACUCGUAUACAUCACUUCGUUCAGAUCGAACUAUAGAUUAUGCUGUCACUAACGGUGUGGAUUUGACUAUGCAAACGUAUGAAGGUGAUAUCAGCAGCGAUCAUAAACCGCUAUUAGGUGUAUUUACAGAUGAUGGUGCUCCGAAAACUGUAGGAUCUCGUACAAUAUGGCCGGUCUUUUCGCUAGUUCUAUCUUAUACAUAUGAAUAUUGGGAAAAAAAGGAAUGGAACACUCAAUUAUCCGAAACUACCUACGAACAUUUCAUUUUGUUUCUUACAUCGCUUAGUUAUAGAUGUCAACAAUAUUUUGCAAUUAAACGUGCUCGACCAUCCGUUCCACAGGAACUUCUGAAACUUCUUACUCAAAGUCGUUCGUUAUCUUUUAAAGCAAAGCGAAAAGGUGACAUCCAACUUCGUAAUGAAGCUCAUCGACUGCGUAAUCUAGCACGUUUCGAAUUAAAGCGUUUCCAGCAGGAGCAACUGGCUAAACAAUUAAAAGAAAGAUAUGUACAAGGUGAAGGCUCUACACUCUUUUGGAACAAAACUAAAAGACACUUUCGACAUGUAUCCUCGUCUCUUAGGGGCUUCGCUACACUGAAUGGUGAGAUUAUAAAAGAUCCGCAAGUCAUGGCAAAUACAGCAGCAGAAUAUUAUGAAAAACUAUUCCAGGCCCCGGUAGUGAUGCGCCCACACCCAUACGUCGAUGCUCCUCCCCUUUUAUGGGAGAAUGCAUCAAAUGAUAUACGGCGUGUUACGUACCCAGAAAUAAUAAAUAUACUACAAUCAAGAAAGAAGAAACAAUCGUUAGAUAUCCAUGGUCUAUCACCUUUUAUACUUGACAAAAUCCCUCGUCAUUACUGGCUUCUUUUGACUCAACUAUAUAAUUACUCAUUUGGUGAAAGUUACAUUGUGAAAAAAUUUAAAGAAGUCCGAAUGGUACUGCUUGCUAAGAAAAGUGCUAUAUGUGCACCAGAUCAAACACGACCUAUUUCACUUCUCGAUUCGUUUUUGAAAGUUCAAGAAAAACUAUUUCUCAAUAGAUUCGUUCAAGUGUUGAAAGACAGAGGUAUACUACCAGAUAAUCAAUCUGGCUUUCGUGCUGGAUAUAGAUUACAAACUCGUGUGUUACUACUUAUUGAACAAAUCUCAUCAUAUAUGGCAAACAGCUCUCCGGUAGCGACGGUCUUCGUAUAUUUCAAAUCUGCAUUCGAUCAACUGUGGUUUGAAGGAUGUUUGGGUAAGCUCAUCAGACUGGGAAUCCCGCAUACCUAUGUGAAUUGGAUUCAUGCCUGGCUAACUGGUCGUAAAGCAACCAUCGAAGUACAGAGUAAAAGAUCAAGAUGGAUCGAAAUUAAUCGUGGUGGUCCACAAGGUUCGAGUUUAACACCCUCGUUAUUCAUUACAUAUCAUAGUGAUAUGGCUGACUAUAUCCCUGGAGCAAUGUCGUUCUUCUUUGCAGAUGACCUUGCAGCAGUACUAUCCGGGCAGAUAGGAAUUCGUUUUACCGAUCAAUGUAUUGAUCUCGAACGUCGACUACAAUCGUUCUUAGAUCAACUUGAAUUCUACUCGAUACUAUCUGUACAACCGAUAAACUAUGCGAAAACUCAAGCAAUGUUCUCGGCAAGAGCGAUUGGAUAUCCAAACCCCAUGCCCCAAGUUCACUGCGGAGAUCAUACGAUUGAGUGGAUCUCUUCCUUCAAGUACUUAGGAUAUUGGCUAACGACGAAGCUAGGCUGGGGAAAUAUUCUAGGAAAGAUCCGAAUUACUGUCCGUCAGAAAACAGCUCUGGUCAAUUCGUUCAGAAUUAGUGGUACAUCCUCCACGAAAUUACGUCGAGCACUUUUCUCCACAUUUGUGCUACCGCAUUUUACGUGGUUAUUCGGAAUUUUUCCAUUAUUAACCGAGUCUCAGCGUGCUGAUCUUAACCAUCUAUACUUCACACUUUUAAAACGGAUUUAUUAUUGUCAAUGCUGGGAGGAUCUACUGUUCUCAUCACUAUAUAGAGAAAAAUUACUUGAAGAUCAUUGUUAUACUUACUGGGAAAGGUAUCUAAAAGUACUAUCCAAUUCCAGGGACGGAUAUCUUAUGCUGGAACAAUCAGAACUGAACACGCAUAGAACGAACUGGCAGCAAGGUGCAAAAUCGAUUCGCUGUCUACAUAGAUCGAAAAGAUUCGUACCACAUGUGGAUGUCUUUGGACAAGCGAUGAAGUGGGUGGAAUCUCAUGGGACGGCCGACUCAAUCAUUGAUUGCAACGAGGAUGAUGUAGCUUGUUUUGCUUUAUUUUCCGAGAGUUUUAGAUAAUAGAUUUAGUUAAGGUCAUCAUGACAAAAAAGAUUGAAUGAAUCAGAGCGAGAGAGAAGACAACGGUCGUGAUGAAUGUGAGAAAAUUGAAAGAAUGAAAGGGGAGAAGAGAUACGUGAGAACAGUAUCGAAAGAGAACAACACUGUAAAAUAAAAUAAAAACGAACAAAACAUAUAUGUUUCAUAUCUACGUACACACUCAUCUAUGAUACACGGAAUCUCCUCAAAUACUUGUUUAUCAAAAUAACCAAGCGUUUAACACUCUCUUCAAACAAGUGAAUACACAAUAUUGAUUAACCACUUGAUAAAUUAGCCGUAAUGAACCAACGCUUCCGUUUAACCUGCAUAUUUUCUAUGUUCAUCAUCUCAAGCACAAUAGGCAAUCCAGUUUACAAUCAAGGUCGUACGUAUCUCGACAAAGCUCUUCAAACAGCGCUUGAAGCACAACAGCAGUCAGAUGGUCAAAUCACAGGGAUGGAAGAUCAACAACAAAAUGAAAAUAAAAAUCAAGGUCUAAUAAACACGAUAGUAAACCAUAAUAAUAAGAUGAAGAACAUCGAGAACAAAUAUAAUUUUUUUGUCAACAACUACGCAAACUCAAGCCAUGUGAAAGAGUACAUUGAAAAAACAAAAGAAAUUGAAAAUCAUGUGUUCGGUGCGCCUCGUCCACAUCGAUCGUGGCGGGAAUUCCUGCUGAUAUUUGUUAGUUGUUGCAUUUUCGGCGGUCUAUUAUUUAAACUAGGAAGAAAGUACGUUGUACCAAAAUUUGAAAAAUGCGUUCGUGAAGUAAAUAGUGACAAGCAGACUAGCAUUUCAUCAAUCAGCGAACGCAUAUCUAAUGGCAAGCGGAGUGACAAAACAGCAAUCGAGGAACUGAAACUAAACUUGGAGAAACAGCUGAUCGCAAAUAACCAGCGACACAAUGAACUGAUCCAAAUGAUGAAAGAUAGUAUUAAUAGUCCAGUUCGAUUAGAAGAUCCUUAAUUCAUGGUUGAGCGCUUAUGAACUUAGAGUCACCGCUUGCCUAUUGCCUAUUAUCAUCAUUAUUAUUAUUAUGUUCUCUUUUUUUUUGCUCUGUUUCUUUAGUGAAAUACAGUGAAGUUUCGUUCUUCCUCGCUAACUUGCAUGCUACGCAGAUAGUCAACACUUGCUAACGGCCUUUUGUUUUUCACUCUUUUUGGUACUUCUCUUUUGCUGUUUUCUUUUCGGUGCCCUUCGCUUCGCUCGUGUACUGCUUCAGAAAGAAUGUCUUCUUUGUUUUUUAUCUUCAUUGUUUAUUCUUAUUUUUUAUUUAAUUCAGCUACUUUUUCUAUUUUUAUUUUUUAUUUUUUCUUCUUCUUUCUUUCUUCCUUUCUUGCUCUUUUCCUCCUUCUUUCUCUUAUCGUAUAACCGGUACAUUAUCUUUCAAGCUCAAAUGUCCCUUUAGGACCGUCAGGGUCAUAGGGUUAACAUCGGCAUAAUAAAAAAAAAAAAAAAAAAAAAAUUCAAGAUUGUUUUCAGAUAAAUCUAAUUCAGGUGAAUAACUUUCAUCUGACAUCUCAUCAAUUAUGAAAGAGCAAGCGGUGUAAGAAACACCAAAAUAAUAAUUCCUUUGAGUUAUUAGAGUCGUUAAGGUGUAAAUGAUGUUGAUAUAACGAUAAUAAUGAUUGAGGGUGUGGGGGGGGGGGGGGUAUAGGUGUGGGGGCUGAUGUGGUUGGGAGUGUUGGUGUGAAUGUAGUUGUACCUGAUCUGUCAUCCACACCCACACCCACACACAUUAUUAUCGGUA
Messenger RNA from Rotaria sp. Silwood2, 5032 nucleotides. Lineage: Eukaryota; Metazoa; Rotifera; Eurotatoria; Philodinida; Philodinidae. The record is from the annotation of a GenBank genome assembly.